UACGCCAACCUCAAACAUUACUCAUUGCAUUUCUAUACUCUCCUUCUCAAUUUCGAUCUUCAGUACUUUUUCAAUUUGGUGCAUCCAACAAAACAUGGCUGACUUCAUUAAUCCAGUCUUUGAGAUCCUAACUUGUUUGUGUGGUUAUUGCGACAAACGAGUAAAAUCAAUACGCAAGCUUGGAGAGGAGCUCAACUCUUUGAGAAAUGCUUCAAAUCAACUCAAUAGCAUGUACCUUGACGUCAAGAUGAAGGUAGAAACAGCACAACAAGAUCCAGAUCCGGAGCUGAUGGUUUUGAAUGUGGUAAAGGAUUGGAUGGGCAAAGUUGAAGACCUUCUAGAAGAAGUCCAGACCAUUCUGCAUGAAGGUGAUCAAGCAAUGCAAUCUAAGUGCUUUGGAGGUCGCUGUCCCAAGAAUUGUCGAGCCAGAUACAAGCUCUAUAAGGUGGUUACCAAGAAGUUGAAUGACGUCAAUGAUAUUAUAAGCAAAGGGCAAUUUAGUGUCGUAGCAGAGAAGUUUGCUCAUGAUCGGUUUGAUGAACUUCCUGUGGAUAAGGCUGUGGGUAUAGAGUCAACAUUUGAGGAGCUACGUUCGUGUUUUGAGGACAAUCAAGUGGGCAUCAUUGGCUUGUAUGGAAUGGGCGGGGUGGGCAAAACCACUCUACUUAGAAAAUUCAACAAUGAGGUCCUUUCAACCAAAAAACAAAGUGUAAUCAUUUGGGUUGUGGCGUCUAAAGAUGCAGAUCUUGUAAAAAUUCAAGAGGACAUUUGGAAGAAAUUGCAUGUCCUAGAUGAUAAUUGGGAUAACAACACGGUGGAAGGAAGGGCUCUUUUGUUGUACAAUAUCUUAAAGAAGAAAAACUUUGUGUUGUUAUUAGAUGAUGUGUGGAAAAGAAUUGAUCUGUUGAAAUUGGGGGUUCCUUCCCCUAAUAAUUAUAAAUACUGUAAGAUACUAUUUACGACUCGAUCAAAAAAGGUAUGCAGCUUAAUGGGAGGACAAAGACACAUAAAAGUAAGCUGUCUCACACCUGAUAAAGCUUUUGAGUUGUUUAAAGAGAAAGUGGACGAAACAACUCUUGAACAUCCCCAUAUAUUGCACCUUGCAAAACAAGUUGUGGAAGAAUGUAAAGGAUUGCCACUGGCUCUUUGUACUGUUGGACGUGCCAUGGCUAAUGUGGUGACUCCCAAUGAAUGGAACCGUGCUGUAGAUAUUUUGAAGAGCUAUCCCUCAAGGUUCUCAGGUAUAGUUGAAGAAGUAUAUCACUUGCUUGAAUUUAGUUAUGAUAGAUUACCAAACAAUGCCCACAAAUCAUGUUUUUGUUAUUGUUCCUUGUUCCCUGAGGACCAUAGCAUUGAAAAGAAAGAGCUUAUUUUGCUUUGGAUAGCAGAAGGUUUUUUGGCUGAAUUUGAUGGUGAUAUACAUGAAGCACGGAAGCAAGGAGAAGAUAUAAUUUCAAGUUUGCUAUACGCUUGCUUACUUGAAAAUGGUGAUAGAGAAAACACAAUUAAGAUGCAUGAUGUCGUCAGAGACAUGGCUCUCUGGGUGGCAUGUGAUCAUGGGAAAAAGAUAACAUUCUUUGUAAAAGAUGGCUCGACGACUACUGGCCUUGAAGCAUACAAUCAUGCAAAGUUGAAAGAGAUAGAAAGGUUAUCUUUGUGGAGUUGGAGUGGAAAGAUUCUAAACUUCUCACAAAAACUUCUUUGUCCUAAUCUCAUCACUAUGCUUAUCCGUGGUCCUUUGAUAGAACGCUUUCCAACAGAAGUAUUUGUCCUUUCAAGUACUAUUAGAGUGCUAGACUUGUCAUAUAAUAGGGGAAUCACAAAUCUACCACCAACAAUUGGGGACUUUAUAAACCUAGAACAUAUGAACCUAUCCUAUACAAGCAUAAAAAAAGUGCCAGAGGAGUUGAAGAAUUUGAAGAAGUUGACGCAUUUGUUGUUGAACUGUAUUAGAGGCUUUGAAUUCCCAAGAGAAAUUAUAUCCAAUUUGUCAUCUCUUCAAGUUUUUAGUAUGUUCACUUAUAGAACAGAUAUAGAUUAUGGUGUUGAUUUAUGGUUGGAUGAGCUAGAGGGCUUAGAUCAUCUUCAAGCUAUACACAUUUAUAUUACCAGACUCUCCUCUAUUCAGAAAAUAUUGAUCUCCUCAAAAUUGCAAAGGUGCAUGUGUCAUCUAGAUGUUUACUAUGAAUCGGAUACAAGCUCAAUCCACGAGUUGCUCUCAUCACUUCGAAAAAUGGAGCAUCUUGAAACAUUACAAGUUUCUUUGUCCCAAAAAACAUUACGAGAUUCGGACCUCAUCAGUAGACUAGCUGACUUUGAAGGCAAAACAUCAGAGCAUAUAGAAGCUGCAAAUAUUUCAAGGAGCAUAUUGGGGCGUGAAUGUACAAUCACCCUUCGCCAGUUGACUCUCGUAGGGUGUCGAAAUAUAGUUGACUUGAAUUGGCUUAUACAUGCUCCAAACCUUGAAUUCCUUGAUGUGAGUGAGUGUCAUUCAUUGGUAGAAGUUAUAACUGAAGAUUUUGGGGCUGCUGACACUAGGAGAGUAGAAAGUAAUCCUUUUUCCAGUCUCACUGAUUUUUAUCUGAAAAAACUGAGCGAGUUAAGGAGCAUUUGCAGCAUGGCAUUACAAUUUCCUUGUUUGAAGUAUGUUGAAGUACGACGCUGUCCCAAAUUGAAGAAGCUCCCAUUUGAUUCUCAAAGUGCAUUGAAAAGUCUACAGACCUUUUACGGAAGUGAUGGCGUGUUGGAUCAAUUGCAAUGGGAAGAUGAAGCUACCAAACAUCUUCUCGUCUCAAAAUUUUCAAUAGCUGGUUAGUUUUUUCAGGUAUUUGCCAUCAGGGAUGGAUCAUUCUAAAUCAUAUUGCAGCUGGAGGUGUUUAAGACUUUUCUCUCUCUGGGAAAAAAACAGGAGGCUCUAUGUUGAAAAUAAAAUUUCUUGAAAAGUGUGUGUGGAUAAUUGUUGUGCUUGUUUGCUAUAUCCUCUCAGUUUGUAUUAUUCUGUAUUCUUUCAAGUACCUUUUAUUGAUAUUACAUCAUUGUGAUGUGGUUCUGGGGUUUCAAUACUGUUCACGCAUAAACAGUACCAUA
Messenger RNA from Prosopis cineraria, 3087 nucleotides. Its product is annotated as probable disease resistance protein At1g61300. Gene Ontology annotation, molecular function: ADP binding; protein binding. Lineage: Eukaryota; Viridiplantae; Streptophyta; Magnoliopsida; Fabales; Fabaceae. The record is from RefSeq and is a predicted model, not a curated record.